CGUUUACUCAAAGUGCGGUUGAUAUAUAGACAUGUUCGAAGGCGGAGCAGCCUCCGAGAAGAGGCCGAUGGACUUGUUCGGAGAGAUGGAUGAGCAAGGAUCGGCGAUGGCCAUGGACGUCGACGACGUUGAUUCGCUUGAUAUUUUCGGCGAGGGGGUCAUCGUAACAGAUAACAAGCUCGCCGACGCUGACUUUUUCAACAGCUUCGAGGACGAUUUCGAUGAUACUGAUAUCAACUGACGUAUCCCACCUUUUUCCAUCUUUUUAACUACUCAGUAUGGUGCUUUUGGUUUGUUGGGUUGACUAUAUUGGAGCCGCACUAUUUUUCUCUUCGCGGUGGAGAAGGGAAAUGUUGAACCUUUUCUUGAAUUUCUAUAUUUUGUAUGAUGUGGAUUAAUAUGAAUGUAUUUUUAUGCUAGUCACAUACUUUGGUUUGUGUAUCUUUCUCUUUUGUGAUCGACUACACAUGCCUUUUCCCCUUUAAAUUCUGA
Molecule: messenger RNA, 492 nt
Organism: Neltuma alba
Lineage: Eukaryota; Viridiplantae; Streptophyta; Magnoliopsida; Fabales; Fabaceae
Product: small acidic protein 1-like
Exons: 1
Coding region: 32-241 (69 amino acids)
Source: RefSeq, a predicted model, not a curated record